AUGUCAUUUCAAAAGUAAGGAAAUCUUGGUAUUGAGUAAUCCAAAAUUCAAAUUCUUAUUGUUUCUUACAAUCUAUUUGCAAUACAAAUAUCUUCAAAUAUUUAAAUAGCGUCAUUUAAAAAAAAAAUUGCAUAUUCAAGGAACAAUACCCAACCACGAUGUUUCGGCAAAUAUUUACCCGUGGAAUAUGCCGGGCUAUUAUUCUGCCCGCCUACAACUGCCUGAAAGCCACUGCGAUGCAGAGUUCAAUGAAAUUUUCCAAUUUUGCUUCUUAUUAUAUAUGUCCCAGAGCUUUUAGAUCACAAAAUGGAUAUUUCGCGCGUUUAUAUUCGGAAAAGAUUGAACCUCCGACAUUGACUGCUGAUUACAAUUACGUGAAAAAAGCUACAACCAAGUCCUCUGUUUUAAUUGUUGAUGUUAGGGAGCCUGAUGAAGUCAAGGAAUACGGGAAAAUACCAAAUAGCAUUAAUAUACCCUUGGGUACAGUUCCACAAGUGCUUGUUGAAAUGUCGGACAAACAGUUCCAGAAGACUUUCAACAGGCCAAAGCCAUCUGAAAACACGGAGAUCAUAUUCUAUUGCAUGAUUGGAAAGAGGUCUGGCAAGGCUCAGCAGGAAGCUAUCAACGCAGGGUAUAAAAAUACAAGGAAUUAUCUAGGUAGCUGGAAUGACUGGGCCAGCAAUCAACAGGCAGGAUAGAUAUUAUAGUGACCCUCCUGCAAUCUAAAUAAUUUAUAUUAUGAGUCUUGUUUUGUUGACAAAGUCAAUUACGUAAUAUGUUGUUUCACUACUGUUUUAUUAAAUUGUUGGUAUAA
Messenger RNA from Cydia splendana, 814 nucleotides. RefSeq lists its product as uncharacterized. The transcript has 4 exons. Bases 159 to 698 code for a protein of 179 amino acids. The record is from RefSeq and is a predicted model, not a curated record. NCBI's taxonomy places the organism in Eukaryota, Metazoa, Arthropoda, Insecta, Lepidoptera, Tortricidae.